GCAUUGAACACACGAACAUCCGUUUAUUUAAUCAUUACAUUAUAUAUUCGUAAUUAUUCUAUUUAAAUUCAGAUUGAAUACAAAUAGUUGAUGCAUAAGUCUAUAGUGAUUCUUGUAUUUCAGCCGACAACAUGUUUUGGUUUGUAGUUUUAGCUACAGCUGCGGCGCUGUGCGCUGGAGAGCCUGAAGUGGAACAAGUAGCUGCCCCAAGCGGCGCAUACGGAUUGCGUGAACCGACCGUGGGCAUCCCUGAUUUAUCUCGUGGACAUCGGAUCAUUGAGAGCGUCAACCUUCCUGACUACCACGAACCUACAUUGUUACUCGACUAUAGAUAUUUAAAGACCGGAGGCAGGGACUACACCCGAGGUCCUGGUGGCCAGUACCUUAUUUUGCCAAGGAAUGUCCAUACACAGGAGCCUAAAGAAUUCAGAAACUACGAUGAACUUCUGGAAGCCCUCUCACGUAGAAACAGAGCAAGAGUGGAACUUCAGAGGCAAUAUAUACGUGACAAUCAGAGAAACUGGGAAUACUCCGCCCCUCGUGGACAUAGCCAUUUGCACGGAGUACACUAAAAAUCUCUCCCUUAAUGUUUGUAACCUAAAUAGACUACGAGAACAGUUAUUUGCUUAUUAAUUUAUAAUAUGUGUUGAAAUAAUUUCACAAAUUACAAAAAAUAUAUAAUCCACUUUCUCCUCAUAAUAUUACAAGUA
Messenger RNA from Galleria mellonella (greater wax moth), 710 nucleotides. RefSeq lists its product as uncharacterized. The coding region runs from base 132 to 572 and encodes 146 amino acids. The transcript has 4 exons. The record is from RefSeq and is a predicted model, not a curated record. Lineage: Eukaryota; Metazoa; Arthropoda; Insecta; Lepidoptera; Pyralidae.